CGUCGGGUCGAAUCAGUCCCGUCUCUUCUCUCGUCGCUUCUGCUGCACUCUCGCUGAUAACGUCCGGCCGCUUCUACUGCGCAAUAGUCGUCCAUCCCUACCACUCGUCGUCGCUGUGUCGCAAAGGAUAGCUCCAGAGAGAAGCAACAGCAGCAGCAGCAGCAGCAGCAGCAGCAGCAGCGAAAUGGAGGCGACAUACUCCUAGCAGUAGCUCACUAGCGCCUGAAUUUUUGGGCACCCGGUUCCAUCCCUAGAACAGAGUCGAGAGUGUAGUUGGAGACGUUGUAGAGCAGACUGCGAUAGACAGUAGUGUGAAGGAAAAGCGCGCAGCCGAGAUAAAGAGAGCAGAGAGAGUUUCGUGCGUGUGAGCGUGAAACGGUCAAAGUGUGCGCGAUCGCGUCAACGGCGAGUGCGAGCGGUCGAUCGUCUUUCGUUGAAGUCGAAGACAGUGCAACAAUAGCUAAACUAGUUGAUCAACGCCGGCCCAGUUAUGUUUUCCAUCGAGUACAGCAAGCAGUUCCUGAGCUACCGCAUACUCAAGUCCAACCGGUUCAAGUACAUCUGACGAUACGGACUCGGACCAAGUGCUCUUACUCAUUAACAUAGUGCGCGCCCAGCGUGUGCCUGACCGCCCGGAGUCGAGCGGAGCUCAGGAAAAUACAAAUACCCAAAACGUAUACAUAUACGCGACUUCGCCCUCGCGAACCACGCUCCCCCGGAGAGACCUGGAACGUCUGCUCCUUACCCCGUACCCCCUUUGAAAUAAAUACGCGCACACACAGCCACGCGAGGAAGAUCUGCGCGAGAGUUUUUGAUUGUUGAGAGAAAGAGAGAUUGAGUGAACAAAAAAUUCAUCAUGAUCGUUUACGUGCCCGGCAGAAUGCCAAGACACCUGGGCGCUGCGUACGGCGCGGCGCGUCUCGGCUACCAGCAGCAGCCGUCGUCGCCGAGCAACUACUACCACCUGUUGCCGGCCUCACCACCGGCCUCGCCCCCGAGUCCGGGCUACCUCUACCAGCCGCUGCAGCAGCAGCCGCUGAUCUCUACCUGGCCCAGAACCAUGCCCCAGGACGAGGAGAUGCUCAUGGCCUCGAGCCAGCACCACGUCGGCUCGGCCAUAGUCGUUAACGGGCCGCCCAGUCCGGCCCACAGCGACUCCGACGCCUCCAGCUCGAGCCUCGAGCUCGGCUCCGUCAGAGGGGGAAAGCACGCUCAGCUCAUGUGCAGGUGGCACAGUUGCGGCAGGUGGUUCCCGUCUCUGGAGAAACUCGCGGCGCACGUUUCCAAGCACCAUGCGGCGCCCGGCCCCAAAGGCCUUUUCUACUGCGGAUGGGAGGGCUGCCAGAGAGGCGAGCGCGGAUUCAACGCGAGGUACAAAAUGCUCGUGCACGUGCGCAUACACACAAAGGAGAAGCCUCACACCUGCUUCGAGUGCAACAAGAGCUUCAGUCGCGCGGAGAACUUGAAAAUCCACAACCGCUCUCACACCGGCGAGCGACCGUACGUCUGCCCGGUCGUCGGCUGCAACAAGGCCUACUCCAACUCGUCGGAUCGUUUCAAGCACACGCGCACCCACUCCGUCGACAAGCCCUACUGCUGCAAGGUUCCCGGCUGUCCCAAGAGGUACACCGACCCGUCCUCGCUGCGAAAACACGUCAAGACCUUCAGGCACUACGCCAACAACAACAACGACAAGCUCCAGGAGAACAGCGUCAACAGCUCCGCCAUCGUCAAGGAGGAGAUAGCGCCGAGCGCCAUGGAAACCGAUGCCUUCGAACUCAAGAGCAAGGGAUGCAACAGCUCCAAGUCCGAUUCCGACAAGAAAGACUCGAGCAUCGAGAGCAACACCACCAGCACGUCCGUGUGCUCCAUCAGCAGCGACAGUCCGAAAGCCACCUCGUCGACGAGCUUCGAGGAGCAGCAAAAGUUCGUCGAGUGGAACAACAUGUACAACAACCUCCAAGAUCGCAAGGACCAUCACGACGCGCACGCGACCACCUCCUCCUCGUCAUCCCUCUCCCUGUCCUACGAGCACGACCUACACGCUGGCCGUUACAGUCGUUCGUCGCUCCACGACGAUUACAUCCUGCCCGACCGACACUACAACCUCCCGGCCCACGUGAAGCAGCCUCCGACUCCCUACCCCAUCGAGAUGAAGCACUGCCUGCCGGCUUCUCCCCCCGACCCCCUCAUGGCCACGACGCCCCGCAUCGGCAUGCAAUCAACUCCCAUCAAGAGCGAGGAUAAGGCGAGCGGCGUUGACUACCGCAACAUCGAGUCCAUCGUCAACGGCAGCACCAUCACGCCCCUCAAGCAAGAGCCCUACGUAGCCGGCAGCGACAUUGUCAGGAACUCGGUGAUCAAGCGCGCAGUGGCUCAGUCGCCACCGACCGUCGAGCAGGAACAGUCUAGCGCCAACAACAGCUCCUCCGAGUGCUGCUGCAAACACAAGUGCUGCAGGCACUCCGAGAAAGACAGCGUGAUCCUCGAGAAGACCAAGAUCCUCUCGGACCUCAUUCUUCACUCGGAGAAUCCUCUCUUCAAGCACCUGCUCGACUCCGUCGACCUGCAGUACGGCCUGAAGAAGAUGUGGUCAGGUAGUCAGCAGGCCGCCGAUCCCGAGGCGACCACCACCGCUGCCGCUGCCGCUAUCAACACCUGCGCCCAAGACCUCAGGGCCAAGGCGGCAGAGGGUUUGCCCGCCGAUAUGGAGCAGGACUUGCCACUCGACCUGACCAUCAACAAGUGACCGGGUGCACUAAAGCUUCCUGAUGCUUGACGAUGUUGACGAUGUUUGGCCCUCGACUGGGUUGUUGAUAGUCAUGUAUAAGGGGAUGACGGUUAUACAUGUGCAGGGCAGCGAUGAUGGCGGUCGUUGGCGUUGCUCCUUCUAAUUCGUUAUUUUGUUGUUAUGGUCGUCGGUGUAAUAUGGGAGAUGAUGGGCUGGAGUGGAGAGACCGCCGGAGCUGCGCCUGGACCUGCACAAAAAGCCAAAUAUUACAGUCUAGUGUGUACCACCUAUACCCUAAUGUCCGUUAACGAUAACGCUCGUUUCACACUAUUUUCUUAUAUACGCUAUUAUACCUUAUAUAUUGUUAUGAAAUGAAGUUUCUUGUCUGCCGGCUGCUGGCGUAGUCGAGCACGUUCUGUUGUACAUACGCUGGGCUGAAGAGAUGUCGAGAAAGCGAUUAGCGAGAGAAAGAGAGCGGGAGGCACUUUUCGAUCGACGCACCUGGGGAUAUAAAUAUAUAUAUAUAUUUUUUUUUUAUAUAUGUGUGUGCAUUCUGAACAAAAUACUCGUUGAUUGAUCGAUAUACACGGAAAAUUGGAGAGAAACAAAAAAAAUCUGUUAUCGCCGGUCGGAACUACCAAAUCGAAAUUGAAUCUUGAUUUGAUAGUUGCGUUUCCGGGCCCUAGUGCCUUCCUGCGCUAGAUUUGUUAUACUUGGGGAGAUAAAUCCACGAUUCUCCUGUUUUUUACUAAAAAGAAAAAAACGAGGGGCGCGACACUGAGACGAACGCGACAAACCUUUGUCUCAGUGCCGCACUUCGCGCGGGCGGAACUAUGUAUAUAGAGUCGUAUCUUUAUAUGAAAUAUUCGAUUUUUAAACGACCAUGUAAUGUGGAUAAGAAAAUACAAUGUGCCUUAUGGAAAAUCAAAUUAUAAACAAAACAUUUUGUUCAAUAAAAAAGCAUUAUUUAUACAUAUA
This is a messenger RNA of Nasonia vitripennis (jewel wasp), 3709 nucleotides long. RefSeq names its product zinc finger protein GLI2. Lineage: Eukaryota; Metazoa; Arthropoda; Insecta; Hymenoptera; Pteromalidae. Gene Ontology annotation, biological process: smoothened signaling pathway; regulation of transcription by RNA polymerase II. The coding region runs from base 857 to 2749 and encodes 630 amino acids. Gene Ontology annotation, cellular component: nucleus. The transcript has 4 exons. Gene Ontology annotation, molecular function: zinc ion binding; RNA polymerase II cis-regulatory region sequence-specific DNA binding; DNA-binding transcription factor activity, RNA polymerase II-specific. The record is from RefSeq and is a predicted model, not a curated record.